Messenger RNA from Geodia barretti, 1010 nucleotides. NCBI's taxonomy places the organism in Eukaryota, Metazoa, Porifera, Demospongiae, Tetractinellida, Geodiidae. The record is from the annotation of a GenBank genome assembly.
CUUCCGCGCGUGGCGUGAAGUUUUGCGCAUGCGUAUAUACCCAACAUAUGCGCAUGCGCUAAACGCAACAAAUGGCGGCGGAAGAGGGGAAUUCAAGAAGAAAGGGUGUGGUGCUCACCAAACCAGUGGUGUAUGGAAACAUUGCAAGAUACUUUGGAAAGAAGAGAGAAGACGAUGGCCACACCCACUCCUGGACAUGCUACCUCAGACCUUUCAAGAACGAGGACAUGACUGUGUAUGUGAAGAAGGUGCAGUUCAAACUCCACGACAGCUACCCAAGCCCCGUUAGAGUGGUCAUGAGACCGCCAUAUGAAAUCAACGAAACCGGGUGGGGAGAGUUUGAGGUCGUCAUCAAGAUAUUCUUUGCCGACUCUGCAGAAAAACCAAUCACAAUCUAUCAUCUGAUCAAGUUGUUUCAGACGGACCCAGCCGUCAUGGCAGGGAAGAAGAACCUCGUCUCUGAGAAUUAUGACGAGCUGGUGUUCACAGACCCCACCAACACCAUGUACCAUCUCCUCACCUCUCCCAAACAAAUGGUCCCGGCCAUACGACACGAACCAGGAAUUGACUACAAGGAGAAGGAGCAACGGAACCUUGCUGCUCUAAAUAAUGCUCACCGUAAGCUGAAGAAUGAAAUAAGUGACCUCAGCGAUCGACUCAAGAUGAGCAGAGAAAGCAUUCAGAGACUAAAGGAACAAGUGGAACAAGCAGAGGAGGAGGAACUUGUUGGGACUUAGCCACGCCCAGUGACCACACCCACUCCACUCAUUUUUACACGUUCAUAAAAAAUCAUACAACAUUGUGAUGUGCAACUGUCUGUCAUGUAUCUUGAUCUGGUGGUACAAUACUGCUGUUGGAAUGCAAUUUGAGGUAGAGUUCCGCCUUGGGUCCGAAGGUCAUUCUCCCUGCAAACUCUGCGUGUCCUGAACUUGCGAUACUGGCCUAGAGAUGUAAGAAUCAGGACGCCUCUCCAAUCAGGACAGCGACUAGUGGUGUCCUGAUGUACAAUA